CGCAAGGUGAUACACGCCUGCAUACGGCGCAAUCGUCCAGCCGUCGUCAUCGGCUGUUCGUGCGUGCACGACUACAUUUUGACUACGUCCAUUUACACAACUCGCUGCGUUCCGGCGCUGCGGUGCACCGCUGGCACAAAAUGGCUCGGAGAGCCCUCUCCCGCGGCGCCGCUCGCGCGCUGGGCACGAAGGCGCCGUCGUUCAAGCCCCAGCUCGCCGACGUCAACACGAGCCGGCUGGCGGCCUUCUCCGACAAGCUCAUCGGCUGCGCCGGGCCGCGCGGCUACGACCGGCGGCACUACGAGCGGCUGCACGCGCGGAGCGUGAGCGAGCCGCGGCAGUUCUGGCGGGCGGUCUUUGAUGCGGUGCGCCUGCCGGGGUCGCUCGGGCCCCGGGAGCGGGACGCGCGCGGCGCGGUGCCGUGGCGCGAUUCCGGCCCGCCCGGCGCGGUCGACUGGUUCCCCGACGCGGCCGUCAACCACGCCGAGCUCCUGCUCGAGGGGCCGCACAAGCCGGACGAGAACCUGGCCCUGCUGUCGUACACGGAGCGGUCGGCGGCGCCGGUCGAGACGACGUACGGCGCGCUCCGGGAGGAAGUCGGGCGGCUCCGCGCGGGCCUGGCGGCGGACGGCGUCGGGCCGGGCGACCGCGUCGCCGGCGUCGUCGCGAACGACGCCGGCGCGGCCGCGGCGAUGCUCGCCGCGACGUCGCUCGGCGCGGCGUGGUCGUCGGUGUCGCCCGACUUCGGGGAACGGGGCUGCCUCGACCGCCUGGCGCAGGUGGAGCCCAAGGUCCUGUUUGUGAGUGAUGCCUACUCCUAUCGGGGGAGGGAAUUUGAUGUGGUGGACAAAAUAUCAAACUUCACGGGGAUAGGAGACGCGCUGAAGACGACGGCGCGGGCCGUCGUCCUCCCCUACGGGUUCGCGGGCGACGCGGCCAUGGAUUCUUCAGUAAAACUGCCCUUCCCCGCCGUCGCGGCGCGGGACUACGGCGCGCCGGGCGCGCCGUGUUUGUAUGAUAGGGGCGGCUUUGACCGGCCCGCGUAUGUUAUGUUCAGCAGCGGCACUACCGGAAAGCCCAAGUGCAUCGUGCAGGGCCCGGGCGUGGCGCUGAACCACGCCAAGGAGGGCUCGCUCCACUGGGACUUAAGGGAGGGCGAGCGGAGCCUGUGGUACACGACGACCGGGUGGAUGAUGUGGAACUGGUUAUUAGGAGCGGCGCUGACGACGGGCGGCGCCGCCGUGCUGUAUGAUGGCGACGCGACGUUCUGCCCCGCCCGGGGCAAAAAUACAGUGGGCUAUCUCUGGGACGUCGCGCAAUCAUCAGACAGUGUUUUAUUAGGGGGCUCGGCGCGCUACCUCGGCGCCUGCGCCGCGGAGAAUUUGACACUGCCUCCCUUGGCGGCGCUGAAGCGCGUCGGCUCGACGGGGUCGCCGUGCCCGCCGUCGGCGUACGCGUGGCUCGCCUCCCAAAAGCCCGGCGUGGGGCUCCACUCGACGUCGGGCGGCACGGACCUCAACGGGUCCUUCCACGGCGGCAACCCCUGGCUGCCGGUCUUCGAGGCGGAGCUCCAGUCGGCCGGCCUCGGGCUCGACGUCGCCGUUCUGGAUGAGGCGGGCGACGGCGAGGUCGCCGCGGGCGAGCAGGGCGAGCUGGCCUGCCGGAGCGCCUUCCCCUGCGCGCCGCUGGCCUUCCUCGGUGAUGAUAGAGAGGGCUCGAAGUACCGCGCGGCGUACUUCGACGACGCCUUCGGCGGCGGCCGCGCGUGGCAGCACGGGGACUGGGUCGAGCCUACAGAAAACGGCGGUUUGAUCAUCCACGGCCGGAGCGACGCCACGCUCAACCCCGGCGGCGUGCGCAUCGGCACGGCCGAGAUCUACAACGCGAUCGAGCCCCUGCUCGACGCGUCGCCGGAUUUUAGUGAUGCGCUCGUCUCGGCGCAGCCCUUCGUCGCCCGGGACGGCGACACGGAGAUCGACGACGUCCGCGUCGUGCUCUUCGUGCAAGUCGCGGACGCCGCCGCGCGCGACGCGCUGACGGCGGCGGCGGCCGCGGGCGACGCGGACGCGCUCGUCGAGCUGUGCCGGUGCGACGACGCCUUCGCGAAGGCCCUGAAGACGACCAUCCGGGAGCGGGGCUCGCCGCGGCACGUGCCCGCGAUCGUGUGCCGCGUGCCGGACGUGCCGCGGACGAACAACGGGAAGAAGGUCGAGAUGGCCUGCAUGAACCUGCUGCGCGGGCGGCCCGUCGCGAACCGGGGGAGCAUCGCGAACGCGGGCGUCGUCGACUUCUACGAGGCCCUCGCGCCGCACCUGGAGAAGCUGCUGCCGCAAGGGGGACGGUAAUUAGAACUUAGUAGUGACGGGUUUGUGUCUAAGAUGCAGGGACGUCGUCGAGCCGGUCUAUCGUGCGAGGAGCCGCUCCCUUGAAGCGGCGCUCGGGCCGGCGCCGGCGCCGGCAGUAGAUCAGGAGGCGGCCUCGCGGCUGCGGGCGCUUGGGGCCGCGAAGACGCUCGUCCGCGACCAGGGACGGAUCCCGGCGGAGCGGCGCGAGUAUUUGAGGGCGAUCGUCGCUUCGGCGUAUCCGGGCCGGGCGAUCGAGGCCGUCGCUGCGGAACGACCGCCGCCGAAGGUCCGCUCGAAAGUGUCGGUCGACGACGAUUCCCUGGAAGCGCGGUGCCUGCGGCGAAUUACGUCCGAGGCGAACGGCGACCUCGCGGCGAGAAUCCUCGCCUUCGAAAAAGAAUGGCGCCGGUGCUUCGUGGACAGUCUGCGGCCUUCCCAUCUGCCGGAGGGGUGGACGGUGGACCACACGAUCGUGCCGCGCGCGCGGCCGCCGCCGUCGACGCUCGUGUGCCGCGCGCACCUGAAGGGGAAGUGUACGUGGGGGAGGGCGUGCAAGUAUCGGCAUGACGGUGUUUAAGUGUUGUUUGUGUGAUCGUCGGUGCGUCCUCCCGCCAGCUGAGGCCCCGUGUUGCGUCUAGCGCUUUUUCCUAUGCAUGCGUGGGCGGUCGGACGCGUCCCACCAAAAAAA
Messenger RNA from Pelagomonas calceolata, 3033 nucleotides. The record is from the annotation of a GenBank genome assembly. Lineage: Eukaryota; Pelagophyceae; Pelagomonadales; Pelagomonadaceae.